This is a messenger RNA of Ipomoea triloba (trilobed morning glory), 3477 nucleotides long. RefSeq lists its product as uncharacterized. The record is from RefSeq and is a predicted model, not a curated record. Lineage: Eukaryota; Viridiplantae; Streptophyta; Magnoliopsida; Solanales; Convolvulaceae. The transcript has 12 exons. Bases 280 to 2997 code for a protein of 905 amino acids. Gene Ontology annotation, cellular component: Ino80 complex.
CGCCUAUCGUGUCAUCUUGUUGCCCUCCGGUGUAAGUGUAACCCUUAUACUCGCCUCCUCCUUCCCUCACGCUGCUCUGAAAUUUCAUCUGAUUUGUUUGGUACAGUUAGAUAAUCUUAUCCUCACCAAGAGAGCAAGCUUUCGAUUUCCGGUUUUGUGGCUUACUCUUACAUUGAGUAUAGAGGGCUCUGAAUCUGCCUAUUGGUGGUUGGUUGAUCAAGUCGAGACAGCAUCUUGCUAAAAUGAUGUAUACAGGAUAGUUCUUUGAUAUAUUUUGCAAUGGCAGCUGAUCAACGGAAGAAACGUAUGAAUGCUGUCAACAUUGUGGCUUGCUCUCAGGACCGCAAUGGUUCCAAAAAGAGGAAACUGGGAAUAACUGGAUAUGAUUUGAUGAUGAGAUGUAAUGUUUCUCUUCUCUGGGAUGAGAAGAAAAAGUGCGUUGUUUCCAAGAAUGAUCAGAUUGGCAUUUCAAGGAGAGAUUUCAUUCCAUUUUCUGGUUCAGUUCCACACCACCACAAUGUUUUGGCUGAUGUUUUCACAGUGCCACAGGAAAUCUUUGAGUUAGACAAUUUAGCUGAGGUCCUUUCAUACGAGGUUUGGCAAACUUGUUUGUCUGACAAUGAGCGGAGCCUUCUUACAGAAUUUCUUCCUAAAGGAACUGAUCCGGAGAGACUUGUGCAUGAUUUACUUGCAGGGGAUAGUUUUCACUUUGGAAAUCCUUCCCUUAAAUGGAGUAAUUUUCUAUGUUCUGGUAAUUUACAUCCUGACAAUAUCAUUAGUCACCGGCAAUCUGUCAAGUCUCAUAAAAAGGCUUACUAUUUGGAAUUACAAAAAUACCAUGCGAAUAUGAUUGAGAAUUUACAGACAUGGAAGGACAAAUGGCUAAGCUGCAAGGAUUCCGAUGAGGAAAUUGUGGAGAUGAUAUGGAGUUCAAAGAAGCUUCAUGGGAAAAGAGGGCAUAGCUUAGAACUUGAAGGUGAAGAGAACCUUGUCUGCACACCUGAGUGUUCCUGGGCAGCUGGUGACAAAGGUUUUAGUAGUGACAGUCCAAACCCAUCAAUGUUGCAGGGAGAAAGUCAAAGGAGAAAAGGUAUCAUGGACAACCAAUUUGGCAAUUCAUUGGAUUGGAAUAAGGUGACAAAGACUAGGAGAGUAGAUCAAUUACAGAAGCAUAAUAUACAGCAGACUGAUGGUGCCAAAUAUAUGUCUUACAUUAAGGUUAGCAAGGAGCACUAUGAACGUGUCAAGAAUAGCAUGAAGCAUAAUAGCAAUAGCAUCCAAUCAAGGUCUCUAAACAAUGUUUUAGGUAACAUCAAAACUCUCCAUGUAAAGCCAUUUGAAGCGUAUGAGGAAGAAGAGAGGCAGAAAUUACAUGAACACUGGUUGCAAUUGGCAAAAAGAGAUCUUCCUGCCCAUUAUGCAGUCUGGUUGAAGAGACAGUCAUGUGAAUGGCAAUUGAGAGAGUCUUUAGGUCAUGAUUUGAAAGAAAAACUGAAAUCCCUACAUGAGGAUGAAAUGAAGGAAAAUUCUGAUGUCAAGUCCCCGGAAAUGACAGACAACAAAGCAACGGAAGUUGAACCCACGAUAACAACAGAGAGUUCUGACGAUGAUGAGGAUGAAGAUGAAGAUGAAGAUGAGGAAGAGGAAGAGGAAGAGGAAGAUACAUCUGAUGGGUUGCUCCUGCAUCAAACCAAUAAAGCAGGAGAUCACAGCUCACCUCCCGUGUUGGAGGAUGAAGACAUAGAUAAGCCUGAUUGCAUGGUUGAGGAGAAGAUUGGUUAUAGCACGGCAAACAUCAAAGAUAAUAGUGGGUCUAGCUCUACUUCCGAACAUGAUCAAAAGGUGCAACAAAUCGUCUCACUUGGUGAUACUAAUCAGUUCAACCAGCUGGAUCCAGAUCCAAGUGACAAUGAAAUUAUAAAAAAAUUGGAUGAAGUUUCCUCAUCUGUCUCAGAGUACUCUGAAAGAUUGAACAACAAAGAUGCUCCAUUAAAUCAGGGGGGACCUCUUGCUUCUGCCGAUCACGUCUGGCCAGUGGCUAACAUGCCUGGCCCCUUCAGUUCUACUCCAAUGGAUAAUGAGUACUCUGCUUCUGAGGAGCUGCCACUUUCACAUCCCCAAGUUAUGGAUGGUCAAGCAGCGCACCUUGUUAAUCUGGACGUUCACUCUUCUGAAAAUGAUGUUGGGAAGGCCAGGUUGCACAGACAAUCUAACUCGGUGUCUUUUUUCAAUUCUUACUCUCAUGACCGCAAUGAAUUAUUUCAACCGUUCUUAAAGAGCAAUGCUGGCUCAGUUCAUAAUGAAACAAAACAGUCUUCGUUGGCUUUUCAGUCAGGGGACAACUUAAUGGUAGAAUCUGGUCAAUUUUCCGGGCAUUUCAAGGAACAGGUUCAUGCACCACUUCCUUUGGUGUUGAAGCACACAGGACUGAAUGAUCUUUAUAUGCAUCAGAAUGUUCACGGGAACGAGUACACUGAUGGAGGCACGUACUCAUUUCCAAGGCAAGAAAACUUGCAUGUUGGCGGGAUGCAGGAUUGGGAUAUGAAUGCUGUGCGCAUGCCGGCUCCACAAUCUCAUUUGAAUGGUGGAGACUUGGGCCAGAGUUGGUUCUCAGGCGAGAACCGAGCCCAUGGUGGAUGGUCUGGUUUGGAAAGUGGUGUUGGUCCCUCCCAGGGCAUCAGAAGUGGAAAUGCAUCUGAUCAGAGCUUGUUCAGUGUUUUAACAGAGUGUAAUGAAUUAUGUCGUGGUAGCUCCUAUGAUACGGUGGUGGGGUCUACAGAGCGAUUCAUGCAGUCUGGUAACUACGACGAGAUGGGGGUAAGAAUUCCUUCGGCGAGCAACACACAGCAAGCAACUAAUCCGCUCGCCUAUUUGAGCAGCAGCCACGAAGGGUCCGGGGGUCCUACCAACAACAUGGGAUGGGUUAACGUGGCAAACCAGAACUCUGGAUUACAGGAUUCAUUGGGUAAACCAUUUUUGAAGUCGUGGAAUCAAUAAUGACGAUCACGUCUGGAGCCUGGAGGGAGACAGAUGUAUCUGCCAGAACUCGGAAUGUUUUGAAGAGAAAACUGUAGAUGCGGGGGCGGAGUAUGAAGCGAGAAGAAGGCGUAGAGCACUAAAUAGACAGACAGAGAGACACAUCAAAAUUGAGAUGAAUGAAGAAAGGAGGUGGGUAGGUAUUUCAGGCCUGCAUUAUAUAAUGUACAUCCGCAAGAACAAAGCUUCAUUUCAUGUAUAUAUACCUAGACCUAGACUAGAUGGUGGUGGAAAGAUUUGUUUAGUUGUGGGAUUAGAGGAGGAGGAUAUAUUCACAAACUUUGUGGGUGCAUGCUCAUGUUGUCUUUAUUUUGGUUCAUAAAAGGUGAUCUCAUCUCUUUCUUUGAUAUGCUAUCUUCAAAUUUUGAUGCAUAUCAUAUCGUCACUGCUUCAUAAGCUGUUGCUUUUAUUGCUGCCUUUAAUGCUUUCAGGUUUGAGAAA